CAGAUGUAUGCGGGCGCGUUGCUGGCCACGGCGGCGCGGCUGGCGUGGGACCCCAGCACAUACACGUGGUUCCGCUUCCUGUGCGCCGCGCAGUACCGCGUGUCGGCCGCCUACGUGCUGGCGGCGGGCCUGUGGCUGGCCGCGCUCGUCUACCUGGCAGCGGCCGCCGCGCACCGCUCCGCCUCGCACUCGCACUGCCUGCAUCUCUACGCGGCGGGCGUGGCGUGCCUCGGGGUGAGCGAGGUGGGGUACGGCGCGUGGAUGGGCGUGUCGCUGGCGGCCUGGUGGCGGAGCGCCCCGCAGGCCGAGCUGGCGCGGCGCGGCAUGGACCUCAUGCACGACAUCAAGCCGGCGCUGCUCGCCUUCACGCGGUACAAGGACCUCGUGCGGCCUCUCUACGACAUCAUCGAGGAGAUGGAACGGGAGGCGCCCAACAACGCCUUCGUGAUCAUCGUGUUCGGGGUCGUGGGAGCCGCGCUGCAGGUGGCGGCGUUCGUGAUGGCGCGCAUCCUAGCGCGACGGGCGGGCGAGGCGGCCCGCGUCCCCCGACCCCCCGCCGCGCCCGACGCCGCCGACGACAGCGACGCAGCGGACGAGCCGCCUCCCCCGCACUGGAGGAAGGACGCCAACCUCCGCAUGUACACCAUACUCGACAAGAUUUUCUAGCAGGAGGAUGAAGGAGACGUGCGUCGCCUCCCCCCGCCGUCCCCGUCCGCACCCCCGCCCCCCUGCUCCGCCCCCGCCCCGCACGGAGCGCCCCCGUACGUCGCGGCCCUGGGACCGGUCCCUGAGCGAGCGGGGUAGGGCGGGUCUACUGUCGCCCCGACCAGAUAUCUGAUGCGAUAAUGCUCUAGCGAGAUGCAAUCGAAUGCACGAUGCAGGUUUAGUUGGAAAAAUAACAAUGCAUCUUAGUAUCUUUUUCGGUUUUCUGGAGCGGUGGACAUAAUUUAAAAUAAUUGUUACUGUGUAAUCUCGCGUUCGUUGUGUUUAUACAUUAAUAUUUCGGGCGUUUCCUGCAUGAAAUGUGUGAAAUAGUUAUGAAAUAGUCAUGUUACAAAUCGUACAUAAUAAUGCAAAGUUAUUGUUGCAGAUUUAAUACAAGAUGUUAUGCAUAAGCGUAUGUAAUCCUAAUAAUUAUUUAGUUGUAAGUUUGACUUUAACACGAAUUAAAUGAGCAUUUCAAUAUUUUCUAUCGUA
Bombyx mandarina (wild silkworm) is the source of this 1197-nucleotide messenger RNA. RefSeq lists its product as uncharacterized. NCBI's taxonomy places the organism in Eukaryota, Metazoa, Arthropoda, Insecta, Lepidoptera, Bombycidae. The record is from RefSeq and is a predicted model, not a curated record.